AAUCACUGCUAGUAGGACAACUGGAGUGUGGGUUGCUUGACAGUGAAGGAGGGCCUCCCUAUGGGCGGCUGUGAGACCAUCCCGGCAUCAUUCAAGUGGCCAAUUACGCUCUCCGACAGGCUAUGGAGAAAUGCAUAAGGUUCCAUCUUCUCUUACUCAUACAGAUCAGCUAAACAAUUUGGUUUCCACAUAUGUAAUAUUUUUUUGUUCUGACACUUGUGUUCUUUGUGGAAAUGAAGGACAUGUGGACCUGGCCGUUUGUGUUGGUGCUAGGAGUGGUGAGACUGGGGCGUGGGGAGGGGGUGGAGACGGAACCAGCCCCCCUAGCCUCACCCCCUACCCCUAGGGCUGGAUUAUAUUCAGUGCUUCUCAAGCUGCAACGCCAAGUCUCAGACAUGGAACAGGUGCAUGAGAAAGACAGAACUCGUCUCCGUCGUAUGGAACGACGAACAAGACAGUACCGGGAUACAAUGAUCAAAGCUGAGGCUGAAGUGGUUCAGCUGCGCCAACACAUUGUGGAGCUUCAGGAGCGCUUUGGAGCCAUUGAGGAGCAGUCGACAAACAUCAAGCUGGACAUUACACGACUAGACUUUCAACAGCGUGAAACCAAAAAUGAGAUGACCUUGGUUAAAGAUGCAAGGCCAUUGAAGGACGACCACAUGUUUGAAAUGCAGCAUAAUAUGUCCAAACUGAUCAGUGUGAAAGAUGAUUUGUUUCAGAGUUACGGUUCUUUGAUGGACGAUGUGCAAGAUUUGCGAAAAAAGGAAAACACAAAUAGUGACGCAAUUUCAAAACUUCAAAAUGAAUAUGGUAAAGUUGUAAAAAUAUUAAAAAUUCACGUAAAAGAUCAGAGGAAGCAUGGAGAAUAUAUGAACAAAUCGGGACGAAAUCAAACAAAAGAUUCCCUUGUCUGGGGCAACGAGGAUCUGGAUUCUGGUGAUGGUUCUGGAGAUAUGAGCUUUGAAAGUCAGAUGUCAAAACCCAAUACAGAUCCUCCAGAUGCAGAAGAUGGCAGCGGCGAAGGAGAUGGUGUUGAUGUUGAUACUCUCCUCCCGACGUUCAAUUCAUCCAGUGUCCAUGGAGUGAAUGUGGUAGAUCUUGAAGACAGACUUGAAGUGUUAGAGCAGCAGGUCAAGGGCAAGCUGGACAAUGCUGACCGAGAAGAGCUGGAGACCAGGAUCAAGGAUCUUCUGAAGAGACAUGACUCUUACUUUGAACAAGAGAUUAUAAAGCGGGACACAAAUAUCGAAAAUGUGGAGCAGCAGAUGGUCCGUAUGGGUGAGAAGAUCCAUGGGGUUGAGAGUCGGGUUCUGUCCAUUCAGUUGGGAGACUUCAUGCAGAAGCUACAGGAGUCUCUCAUCAACUUCACCCAGAAUGUCAUCACUCUUGACCAGUGGAAGAUGGCCAGUGAUCAGAUCAUUAACUCCACGCAGUUCAACCAGCAGCAGAUUUCACAGAUGACCAACAUGAUCCUCAACAACUCUAGGGCAGUUGGUCAGAUGGACUGGAAGAUGACAGAUCAGCGCCUCCUUAGUGACCAGCAGUACCGUGUCCUCAGGAUGCAUAUCAUCCGACUCAACAAUAGUGUUCAGGACCUUCGGGAACAUGUAGAGUACCUCGGCAGCAUCAAGUCCGGAAGUCCCACUACGGCCCAACAACAACCUGGCUAUGCACAACCAUCCGGGGAUGUCAUGUCCCGAGUGGAAGACCUCGCCCUACAGAUCAUCUACAAUGAGAACAGGAUCGCCAACCUAGAGAGCAAGGUCCUCAAUCAGACUUUGUUCCAGUGUCAGAAGUCCAACAAGGACCUGUACCAAGAUGGCCGCCUGCUGACCCUGGAGAAGGAGAUGUCGGCCAUGUCCAGUCAGGGAGUGCUGUUGAGCGAGAUGAUCAAAAGAGUUGACCGGGCUCUGUACAGGGUCCACAGUAACUGCAAGAACAACACAGUGUUCCUGCACAAGCUGUGGUCGAAGGCUUCAACAUGGCAGCUGUACAUCCCCAUCAUCAGCCUCGUGCAGCAGGAGGUCAACAACCUCCUUACCACAGUACCCAAAGAUUGUGAUGGCUACUACAGGCGUGGGUUCCAAGACUCUGGGAAAUACAUCAUCUACCCCAAGGGGGCGCUGCAGUCAGUGUUCGUCUACUGCAACAUGGAGGCUGAUGGAGGUUGGACACUGAUUCAGAAACGUGUGCAUGGCAAGGUCAACUUCAGCCGAUCUUGGGCAGAAUAUGCCAUCGGAUUUGGUUCCGCUGAAGAUGAAUUCUGGGUUGGCAAUGAAUUCAUUCAUCUGAUGACAAAGCAUAAUAACUACUCACUCAGGAUUGAAAUGACGGAUGUCUUCAAUGGAUUCUGGUUUGUGGAAUAUGACGAGUUUGCAAUUUCCACAAAAGAGGAAAAUUAUAAGUUACGGGUACAAGGUUUCCAUGGCAACGCUACAGAUGGAAUGGACUAUUCUAAUGACAUGGCCUUCAGUACUCAGGAUAAGGACAAUGACCUGAGCAGCACACACUGCGCCCUGUACUUCACUUCCGGUUGGUGGUAUCGCCAUUGUCAGUACAGCAACCUCAAUGGCCGUUACGACACCGGCAUCGUGUGGUUUAACAGCGACUGGCAAGACUGGAUUCAGAUGAAGACUACAGUAAUGAAAAUGAAGCCUAGAUCAUGAUUAGGAAAGUAGCAUAAACAUUAUAGAUAUUAUCAGGGAUUUUUUAAAUGAAUGUUUACAGUUUGUUGUCGAGUUUGUAUGUCUCAAUUUUACGUUGUAUCAUUGUUGACCUCAUUCAUAUCUUGUGCGUGUCACAUUUCUACAUAUUUACUGAUGUAUUGUGGUAUUUCCUGCUGGAUUCUUUGUGUGAAGUGAACAGGAACAUGCAUGAAUUGUCCAUGUUUGCAGCACUGAGUUUAUACAUAUCACUUUUCAAAACUGUGCCAUACUGGUGCAUAAAAUUAAAGCACAAGACUGUAAAUUAUGUGACAGUCAAAAUGGUUUAUAGCAUGGUGUCACAACACGAGUGGACCAACUCUGUGUACGAUAUGCUGUAACUUCAACAGCUCUGUUGGACAUUACAGCAGACAUCACUCUAGUGGACCAACAUUAUAUACGAUAUGCUGUAACUUUGACAGCUCUGCUGGACAUUACAGCAGACAUCACUCUAGUGGACCAACAUUAUGUACGAUAUGCUGUAACUUUGACAGCUCUGCUGGACAUUACAGCAGACGUCACUCUAGUGGACCAACCCCGUGUACGAUAUGCAGUAACUUCAACAGCUCUGUUGGACAUUACAGCAGACGUCACAACACCAGUGGACCAACUCUGUAUACAUCUACAACAAUGACCUCAACACAUCAUCCUCACAUCAAUCAUCCAUGUCUCUGUCUGUCACUGCCAACUUUACGACUCCACCUUGCACCAUCACACUUCCUCUUCUGAUCACAACAUACAUCAUAUGCCUCGAAGCAAUGAAAUACAGUAACUCCUUAUAGAAAAUAAGCUUAUUCAUUACAAAUCAGUACGAACUAAACUACAGUUCUCACCAUAAGUCCACCAGCAGAGUUUGGUAUGUUUGUGUAGCAAAACAUAUCUCAUUGAUUUUCAAGACUAACGACCCUUGUAAUUUUCAAAACAUGUAAAAAGGCUUUAACCAAAUAG
This is a messenger RNA of Haliotis rubra (blacklip abalone), 3650 nucleotides long. RefSeq lists its product as uncharacterized. The transcript is spliced from 3 exons. NCBI's taxonomy places the organism in Eukaryota, Metazoa, Mollusca, Gastropoda, Lepetellida, Haliotidae. The coding region runs from base 234 to 2666 and encodes 810 amino acids. The record is from RefSeq and is a predicted model, not a curated record.